Molecule: messenger RNA, 1192 nt
Organism: Cuscuta epithymum
Lineage: Eukaryota; Viridiplantae; Streptophyta; Magnoliopsida; Solanales; Convolvulaceae
Source: the annotation of a GenBank genome assembly
CAUUAAUUUGAGAAAAUUGAGCCAAUCAUGUCAAAGUUCUUUUCCUAUAUUUUCAAACUCCAUACUACGUACAGUAUAUGUUCUCUUCCCCUUUCUAGCCGGAAAGCUUUGUUUCCAGCGUACGUAGCUUAGCUGCCGUCGUCCAGACGUCCACGAUCGCCGGCAACUUGUCACCGGAGUAAGCAAGCCUUUAUACUCUACAAUCUUCAACAAACAUUUUACGCAUUCCAUAUCCAACUUGUUACGACCUUGUGCUUGUUCAUGUUGGAUAUAAGUGCUUCCUUUGUACUUCACUCAAGAGCAAGUAGACUACUAGUCUAUGAUGAUGGGCCAGUUUCUUGCUAUCCUCUUUUGUUUCUCUUUGCAUAGUAUCAUUGCAGUCUCUGAUUCUGGACAUGAGUGGACCAAGAUAGGUUUACAUGAAGCUAGUGGAGAUAGAAACAUCACCACAAAUAUGAAGCAGCAGAAUCCAAAUUUUAGCAACAGAAAAAUCCUUCCACGUGGGGAGUGUACACCAAAGGAUUUGAGCAUUUCACAAAGCACAUAUUCAACAACAGGGAUCCCACAAUAUGUAGUAGAGAUACUGAACACAUGCACAUCAUCAUCUGGUUGUGCCCCAUCCAACAUCCACCUCCACUGUGGCUGGUUUGCCUCUGCUAGAUUAGUGAACCCAAAUGCAUUUAAGAGGCUGUCUUAUGAUGAUUGCUUGGUCAAUGGAGGAAAGGCUAUGAAGGCCAACCAGUUAAUCCGCUUCACCUACUCAAACACAUUCAAGUACCCUCUCUCCCUCAAGUCUGCCAAAUUCUGCUGAUGAUAUGCUUCAGUUUUGGUAGCUUUCUCUGCUGUUGGGGUGUUAGUUAUACAAGGACAAAUUUGGGUUUUCAUAGAUGACAAGUAUAUACUUUCUCCGUCCCUGGAAAAACUUCCAACUUUCCUUUAUCGUCUGUCCCAAUUAAAUUUCCACUUUUCUUUUUUGCUAAAGAAUUUGUAAACAACAUUUCUUACACAUUUAUCUCCUCUACACAACUCUCCGCUACACAAUACUUACUAUCUUAAUUCUCGUGCCAUUUGUACUAUGGAAGUUUUAUUAAGGACAGAGAGAGUACAACUUAACAUUGUUAUACUUAGGUGUUUCACCUAUAUAUUUGUGACACUGACAUAAUAAAAAUGAUGCUCUUUUGAUAACAUUAAA